UCUCUAACGCAGCUCGCGGCGGAAAAAUCAGUGUUCAGUGCUCGGCGGAGAUUUGGACCAGACACUUGUGUGUGCUCGCUUCUAAAUCGAAUUAUCCUGAAUCCGAAACUCAAGGAUCUUGGCAACUGCGAGUGCGUGUGUUGAGCUAAAUGCAAAAGUAAUCAAAGUCGAAGGCAUUAAAGCGGCGCGGCUGGAAGUCAAUAAAAAUAAACUACAUAAAAGCAACUUGCGGUCCCGGAAAUAAUGUCAACCACUGCCGAUCCCGUGGCGCUGGGAGUGGGCGUGGAGUUGGGCUCGAACUCCCCCCCUGUGGCGGAUGAGGCUGUGGUGGCCAAAACCUCCACGACGGUGGCCAGUGUGAUUGCCAAGACAGUGGCCGUAAUUAGCAAUGCGGUCUCAACUGGCGCCACUUCCUCAUCCACACCCACUUCCUCGUCGACCACCACCACCACCACCACCUCCACCACGCCCACUCCCACUCAAUCAUUACCCCCUUCCCCGGAGGAUGCCGACCAGAAACUCAGCGUGAAGGAUUUGAGCCAGGCCCUGCAGCACUUCGGCAUUGUUGAUUACUUGGUCUUCAUCGCCAUGCUGGCGGUCUGCGCCGUCAUCGGCUUCUAUUUCGGCUUCAUCGAGAAGAAGCAGAAGAAGCAAAAGCUGGCCCAGAAGGACGGAGGCGGGGCGGCGGGCGUCGAGGAGAGGCGUGGCUCGGAGGCGCUGGACUACCUGGUGGGCGGGCGCCAAAUGAAAGUGUUUCCGGUCGCGCUGUCACUUGUGGCCAGCUUCGUGUCUGGAAUUUCGCUGCUGGGAACCUCGACGGAGAUCUAUGUGUACGGCACGCAGUACGCCUUCAUCCUGGUCACCCUGGCCAUCUCGGGAGCCAUCUCCUGGUACAUCUUCCUGCCCGUCUUCUGCAACCUCCAGCUGACUUCCACCUAUGAGUACUUCGAAAUGCGCUUUAACAAAUCGGUUCGCCUGCUGAGCUCCGCCUUCUUCACCAUUGCAAAUUUGAUCUGGCUGCCCAUUGUCAUCUAUGUCCCAGCCUUGGCCUUUAAUCAAGUUACUGGAAUAAAUAUCCACAUUAUAACGCCCAUCGUGUGCCUGGUCUGCAUUUUCUACACGACUGCCGGGGGCCUGAAGGCCGUUGUCUGGACAGAUGUGAUCCAAACCGUCAUUAUGAUAGGAGCGGUUAUCUUUGUCAUUAUCAAGGGCACCCUCGAUGUGGGCGGACUGGGCGUGGUGAUUCAGAGGAAUUUCGACAGCGGACGCAUCGAGUGGCCUGAACUCACUUUCGAUCCCAAAGUUCGCAUGUCCAUGUUUGCUUUGAUGGUUGGCUAUGUUGGCCACAAUACCUACCAAUUUGGCUGCAACCAAAUGAUGACCCAGCGGUACAUGUCCCUUCCCGGUGUUAAGGAGAUGGCCCACACGUCCUUUCUUUUCAUUGUCGGGCUGACUCUUUUGUUUGCACUGUGCCUGUAUAAUGGUCUCCUGCUUUUCGCAACUUACUACGACUGCGAUCCAUUGACCACUAAGUUGGCAUCGGCCAAGGACCAGCUGGUUCCCCUGCUCGUGGUGCAGUCCAUGAGCUCCUUUCCCGGAGUGGCCGGCAUGUUUGUGGCCGGAGUGUUUAGUGCCGCCCUCAGUUCCCUGUCCACGGGCAUGAACUCCCUGUCCGCUGUCUUUCUGGAGGAUUACAUUAAGCCCAUGGCGAAGAAACCCCUUACGGAACACCAGACAGCCGUGACCGUGCGUCUCUGUACGGUGAUCAUUGGAGUGGUCAGUGUGGCCCUGGUCUUCGUGGUCGAGCGGAUGAGCUCCCACGUCCUGCAGCUGGGCAUUACCAUUGGAUCGGUGGUCCAGGGUCCGCUGCUUAGUCUGUUUACCAUGGGCCUGCUUUGCCCAAGUAUCAACUCCAAAAGCGCCAUUACGGGAUCCCUUGUUGCCUUCCUCUUCAUGGGCUGGCUUAGUAUUUCGGCCCAAAUCGCCAUUAACUCCGGGGAAAUUCACUCCCCGGAAAAGCCAGUCAGCAUCGAGGGCUGUGAUUAUGAGUUCGACCGUUCCCUGGUGACCCCCGCAAAUGCCACCCUUCCUGGAGCAGAAACUCCGUCCCUCAGCUUCGCUGAGCAGCUUUACCACAUUUCCUUCUUGUUCUACACGUGUAUGGGGGGCACAGUGGGUGUGAUUGCAGGCCAUCUGGCCGGGUUCAUAUUUGGCCGAAAUAAGGCCGGGGACAUAGAGGAUGAAUUGCUGUCGCCCUGCAUACGAAGGUUCCAGAAGGCCAGAUACACCAGCGUCAACCUCAACGAGAAAUCUAUGAGGAGUUCUAACGAGAAAUCAUAAACAAAUUUUCAUAUUACUUAGUUCCACUUUCUUAAACCUAAAGUAGUUCUGGCAUAGAAAACACUGACUCUUCCUGCUUACUUUUACCACAACACAGCCUAAAACUUAAUUUUUUGUAACUUAAGCACAAUUUUUUGGGGCGCCUAAAUAAUAACAAGUUUUUUACUUGCAUUAUAAACUUGUAGAAACACCCAAAAACGCCAUAAAUAACAUUAAAGAACUUUCAAAUAAAUACCUAUUCUGUAUUGUUC
Molecule: messenger RNA, 2591 nt
Organism: Drosophila biarmipes
Lineage: Eukaryota; Metazoa; Arthropoda; Insecta; Diptera; Drosophilidae
Gene: kumpel
Product: sodium-coupled monocarboxylate transporter 1
Exons: 10
Coding region: 244-2340 (698 amino acids)
Biological process (GO): sodium ion transport; transmembrane transport
Cellular component (GO): membrane
Molecular function (GO): symporter activity
Source: RefSeq, a predicted model, not a curated record